AUGACCAUGUCUACCGCUCAUCAGACUUGGCUUGUUCAUCUAUACAACACCAAUCUCAUCUCCAUCAAUUCUAUCAACAUGCGUUUCUCCACCAUCAUCACCGGGUUCCUGUCCGUCUCUGGUCUUGCAGCUGCCGCACCCACCGUCGAGAAGCGUGCCUUGACUGCGCAACAAAUGGUUGAUAACAUCAACGCAAUCACAAAACAGUCCCAGAACCUGCAACCCGUCGUCUCAAAACUUACGACCGGCCGUUCCGUCAUCGCAAAGCGCCAGAUCGCCCCACCCCAACAGUACCAAGAUGCUUUAGAUGGUCUGAACAAACUCACCAACUUUAUGACUGAGAUCGUCAAAAAGCAAGACGGUAGUCAGCCAUACAACGCUUUGCAACGCAUACAGCACAAUGGCCACCACGCAGACAAAUUUGAUGAAAACCUUUAUCGGCAAGUCUGCUUUGGUUGA
Ramularia collo-cygni is the source of this 459-nucleotide messenger RNA. RefSeq lists its product as uncharacterized. The record is from RefSeq and is a predicted model, not a curated record. NCBI's taxonomy places the organism in Eukaryota, Fungi, Ascomycota, Dothideomycetes, Mycosphaerellales, Mycosphaerellaceae. The transcript has 2 exons. The coding region runs from base 1 to 459 and encodes 152 amino acids.